Molecule: messenger RNA, 1188 nt
Organism: Lactuca virosa
Lineage: Eukaryota; Viridiplantae; Streptophyta; Magnoliopsida; Asterales; Asteraceae
Source: the annotation of a GenBank genome assembly
AUGGUUACAGAUGAACGAAUGGACAUCUUAAGUACGUUUACAAGACAAUUCCUGGCUAUCAGACUGAUUUCGGAUUAUUGCGAGAGGAAAUGGGAAACGAGAACAAACUUCUACAAGAACCCUUCUUUUACAUAUAACAAAGAUUUCGACCUCAACUCAGUUCUUCAAAAUCUAAAAGCUUAUAAUGCUGCCACCGGAAAUCCAACUCCGCCGGAUGAUGAAUCGGCUUCCAGCAAGGGAAAAGGCCCUUACAAUCUAACCGUUGCAAGCGGCGGAGGAUUUCACCUUCCAUGGCUAAAAGACACGAAAUUGAAGAAAUGUUGGAGGGUGAGGGUGAGGGUUCGGCCUCUGGUGGAAGAUUGGUGUUGGGGUGAUGCAAGUAGUGAUUUCUCAGAAAGAGAAGAAACCAAGGAUCCUCUUCCUGAAAGUGUUGGAAAUAUAAACAGUGGCAAUGACGUAAUAAAAGAAAGAAGGUUACAACGGUUUCCUAUUCCUGGAGAGCCUGUAUGUGUGGUGUGUGGCAAAUAUGGGGAAUAUAUAUGUGAUGAGACUGAUGAUGAUAUCUGCAACAUGGAUUGUAAAGCUGAGCUUUUGGACAAUCUAAAAAAUUCUCGGGGGCCUCCAACUCCAAGCAACCAAAUAUUAGUCAAGGGACCUAAAUUUCAAUUGCAAGUUUCUGAAACUGACACUAGGGAUUUCAACCGUCAUCGCUGGUCAACAAAGAUAUCUAUUCUAUCUUCAUAUCAAUGUUGGAAAUGUAAAAAAGCCGGUCAUCUUGCUGAAGAUUGUUUAGUCAUCAUGGAAUCAAAUCCUCAAUCUUUAUCCUCUGCUCAUCAGGCAUCAAGUGUUAUACCUAAGGAUCUUCUUGAACUAUAUAAAAGAUGCCACAAAAUUGGGAAGAAAUACACAGGGGCCGGAUGUAAUGCCUAUAAUAGUUUGUCUAGUUUGGGGGCGUGCCUUGAUUGUAAAAUAACAUUAUGUGAUAGUGGAGGGCACGUGGUGGAGCAUAUCCAAACACACCCUUCCCAUACCAAGUACUACUCUUCCAAGCUCAACCGUCUUGUUAAAUGCUGUAAAUCAAGUUGUAAGGUGACUGAUAUAAAGGAUCUUCUUGCUUGUCACUUUUGCUUCGACAAAGCAUUCGACAAGUUUUAUGACAUGCACAACGCAACCUGGAAAGUAGCAUGA